CAGGGGCCGUAACUGAUGUCCUGAGAGCCACAAGAGGGAAAAUCCAUUGGGGAUUUGGCUCCCAAAGAAGGGGUGGGAGGGGAACCCAGCUAACUUCAGUGUUUUCUGAGGGCUGGAACGAUGGGUUCCUACGCAGACUAUGAUGAGAAACUGCAGCCUCAAAGGGACCAGAGGGAUCCGGAGAAGCAGGACUUGGCCGAGCAGAGGGAGGGAGCCGUAUCCAUCCAGGACAUGGAGCUGAAGGAGGAAUGGCAGGACGAGGAGUUCCCGGGGCCUCUCCCGGAGGAGGUCUCUGAGGAGGACCUUGAAGACUCCGGCGGGGAGCCCAGCCUAGUCACCCCCAACACCCUGGAGCUGUGCGGGAAGCGGCACAUGAAGAAGCGGCUGCCAGCACCGGAUCUCAGCCUCUCUUUAGACCGGGCCGAGGGCUCGGUGCAGUCGGGUGAUUACCCGGAGCGCACUCCGGACGGCAGCCUGGACAUCAACGUGGACGAGCUGGAGACACCAUCCGAGAGCGAGCUGCUGGACGGGCCAGAGGGCGGCCAUGACUUUGAGUGGGAAGACGAACUGCCCAGGGCCCGGCGCCUGGACAGCACCCUGCUCGAGGAGAAACUCGGCGAGGGGCGCGUGGUGGACGUCGAGGACAAGGAUGGACGGAAGUGGAGGAUCUUCCUGAUGGACGAGCGGGAGCAGAAAGUGGAUCUGAGCGUCGUCGAGCCCUACAAGAGGGUCAUCUCCCAUGGGGGGUACUACGGAGAAGGCCUCAACGCCAUCAUCCUCUUUGCCUCCUGCUACCUGCCCCACAGCAGCAUCCCUGACUAUCAGUACGUGAUGGAGCACCUGUUCAGGUACAUCAUCGGGACGCUGGAGGUGAUGGUGGCAGAAAGCUACAUCCUGGUGUGUCUGAAUGGCGCCACGCUCCGCAGCCAGAUCCCGUCCUUCGGCUGGAUAAAGCAAUGCUACCAGACCAUCGACCGGCGGCUCCGGAAGAACCUGAAGGCCAUGAUUAUUGUCCAUCCCACCUGGUAUGUCAAGGCGCUGAUGGCCGUUAUCCGCCCCUUCCUCAGCUCCAAGUUUGGCAGGAAAGUGCAGUUCGUGGACAGCCUGUGGGAGCUGUCGCAACAGAUUCCUCUUGAGCAAGUGCACAUCCCCGACUGCAUCCGACAGCUGGAUCACAGCUGGAACGGCUCCAGGGACACAAAGCGGUGAUGCUGCACGGCAGCAGACCCCAGCGCCAGUAGGGGGCAGUCGCGCUGCGUAGUUCUGUAACUCCGUUACUUCUUCCCACCAGUGUUCCUUUAAAGGAGAAACCGAAACGACCGUGUUUGGGAAAGGCGGCUUUGUAAAUAGGUCCAGCUUAAAUGGAUGCAUUGGUUUAAACACUGGGGGGCUUCUAAGGUUAGGCCGGCUUAAAUGGAGGACUUGGCUUACACAGGUUUUUAUGAGUGCUGUUACAGUUAGAAACGUGACCGUAGGAGCAUAAGCGUUAUUGGGCUCAGUACGGGGUCCUCUGGCCUGUGAGACAGGCAGUCAGACCAGAUGAUCUAACGGUCCCUUUUGGUCUUGCAAUCCCUCAGAGCCCGAACCUCUACACUACACUUUUAUAGUUCCGCAGGCCGAGUCAGCUGACCCAGACCAGACACAGGGUUUUUAUCACAGUGUAGACGUACCCCUGUAGAUCUAAAACCAGAGUGGCUGUUGGUCUCAAUCGGACUGAUCCCGGUUGGCUUUAUGGAUGGAAACAAGUUUUUUUUCACCUGCAGCUACAGGAGAGGGAGUAAUUUUGCCUUAGCGCAGCGAUGGCCAAAGGAGGAGGAGUUCCUUUGAGCCCCGAAGAGCUGAUCUGGCUCUGGAAGAAGGCGCUGGAUUCCGUUCUGCCUCCUGCAUCCUUGUGGAAUCGGCACUUCGGCUCCAGCUGCAGAAUUCUGUUCCCAAGAGGCAGAUAAAGCCCAGGUCCUGGCAGCUGGAAAAGUGAUGCUCCAGUUUGUACGCUGACCAGCUCCAGGUUAGCCUGGAAGGGAGAGGGGAGAACGGGGACCCGCUGGGGAAAGUAGUGCGGCAGCGUUAGCUUUGUUAAUUCCUGGCACCUUUCAAGGGAAGUGUCUCCAUUUGCAAAUGGCACCGAAGCAGCCAGGACCCAGGUGGCUGGAAAUACCGUGCCCAGGGUCAAAGACUUCACUCUGCAUCCUGCCACAGCUCCCCCUAGGCAGUGACGGGAUGCUGCAAGCUGGCGAGCGGGACAAGGGCAAAUGUAUUUCACAGAGAGCGUUUUUCUCCCAAGCGUUUAUUGUCAGGAGUCUGAUGCAGGAAACUAACCAGCUCUCCCAACACCCAGGCCCAUAAUAACCUUGCAUUUAACUUUCCCAGACUACGCUUCCUUGCUGUUUGUCUCUGUCCGCUGCCCAGGCAUGCAUCCUUAGUCCUCCUUUAGUGUAAGAUCUCUUGGGUGUAUGUCCUCAGCCCCGCAUAACAUUGCACGUGUGGGGGCGAGGAAGCUGCCAGAGUUAACCCCGUGUUAUUCAGACAUUUUAAAGCAACAAAUGGCCUGCCACAUUACCGACAAACCCCCAGGCUGUUAAAGCUGCAGGAAGUUUUCAGAGCUGAGCGGGAGAUUUUCCAAGGCACAGCUGGCAAUUCACUCCCCAGGUGCCACUGACUUUCAAUGGGUGCCCAACAGCCCUAGGUGGCUUUGGCACGUCACUUUUCACCUCUUAGCUGUUCUCUUGUGUUUUGUUUCACUUGGGUUGAGGCAGAGAGUCUGUACCGAGCAGUUUCACUUUCUGGUUGAUGCUGCUGUGUUUGGGUUCCCAGUACUGCAAGGGGGGGUUGAAUUUUCACAAGCACCGAAGGGACUUUGAUGCAUUUUCAAGUGCCUUAUGGCUAGAGCCUCAAAGGUGCUUAGGUGCCUAACUCCCACGCAUGUCACUGGGAGUUGGGCACCUAAAUAUGUCUGAGACGUUGGGCCUUAGGAGCCUAGAUCUCACUGAAAGGUGAUGGGACUUCGGCGCCUGUCGCUUAGAUGCUUUAGAAAAUUUUACCCCAAGUCCCAUUUUCAAAAGUGACUUAGGCAAGAUUUUUAAAAGGGACUAGUGAUUUUGGGGGUCUGAUUUGAGGGGGCCUGACUUUCUAAGGGUGGGAGCUCGGCGCUUUAUGAAAAGCAGGGGCCUUUAAGUAUCUCAAGCUGUCGUCCCCCCUCCCCCAAAUGAGGCACCCAAAAUCGCCAGUCACAUUUCAA
Messenger RNA from Terrapene triunguis (Three-toed box turtle), 3235 nucleotides. It is a transcript of the gene BNIPL, whose product is annotated as BCL2 interacting protein like. Gene Ontology annotation, cellular component: cytoplasm. The transcript has 10 exons. Gene Ontology annotation, biological process: apoptotic process. The coding region runs from base 121 to 1209 and encodes 362 amino acids. The record is from RefSeq and is a predicted model, not a curated record. NCBI's taxonomy places the organism in Eukaryota, Metazoa, Chordata, Testudines, Emydidae.